AUGCGAAUAAUGACAUCGACGGAAGUAAACGGCGGUGGAGGAGGUGCUGCCGGAGGAGGGAUGCCGGUGACGCGCGGGGGCAACAUCUCCGUGACGGCGAUCAAUUGCGAUGAUGGAGGUGGAGGUGGAGCAACGUUGACGGAGGGUGGUGGGGUGGCUGUGGCCAGCAAACCAACCACCAACACCAGCGUUGGGCUAAACCACAACAACAACAACAACAACUCGAUCAAUAACAACAACACUAGCAACAGCAGUAGCAACACCUGCAGUGGAGGCAACAGCAACAGUGUGAACAACAACAACGGCAACAACAACGGCAAUAGCAGUAGUACGACGAGCAGUUCGAGCGGCAGCAGUCCAGUGGCAGCUGCGACAGGACCAAUAUUCGGAAACGUGAGCAGUGGAGGAAUUCGCAUCACCGUGCCGAAGAUGGAGGAGUCCGAUGAGUCGGACACGGAGCUGUCAAACAUCGAAAAGUCAGCCGCCCUGACGAACGGCGUCAACAUGCGUGAAGAACGUAGCGCCAGCAAAAGCCUACCGCGGCCGAUGUCCUGGGAAGGUGAGCUAUCGGAGCCGGAAGAACCGAUGCUGGUGGACAACGAAAAUUCAAGCUCGAGCUCUUCUGGAGUUGGUGGAAAGCUGGCUCCAAUCGAUCCUUCACCCAUUGCCAUGGUCGUGCCGAAGCGUGAAGAAGAACAGGACACGGAUGCGCCCUCCACAGGGCCAGGAAUCACGGAACCGCUGGCUCUUACAGCUUGCAACAGUGGGACGAGUGGAACCACCACAGGAGCCACCGUUUUUAACCUCUCCUCUCACGGGAACAGUGGAGCGGUCCUUCGCAACACCGGAAGCAGCAGCUCGAGCAACUCGCCGCUGCCAAAUCGGUUGCUUAUCAAACCGGAAGCUGGGCUUCCGCUCAUCAACCCGGGUCUGGCGUACAACGUGCCCGGGCUCAACAACUCCUCAAACAUUCCAUCCUCGUCGGUACCGUCCGGCUUGAAAAAAGGACUUCCGGACGUGAUCAACCUAAAGUACGAACACCCACCGGGUGGGAUCGGUGAUCCGGGAGGUGGCAACACGUUGCCCCCGGGUGCGAUCCACUCACCGUUGUUGGUUCGCUCGAAAACGACACUACUUCCGGCCAACCCGAGCCCGGACUCUGCCAUCCAUUCGGUGUACACACACAGCUCUCCCAGCCAGUCUCCGUUGACGUCCCGCCAUGCCCCGUACACGCCGUCGUUGAGCCGGAACAAUAGUGACGCGUCGCACAGCAGUUGCUACUCGUACAGCUCCGAGUUUAGCCCUACGCAUUCGCCCAUCCAGGGACGACAUAGCAUUUUCGGUGGAGGGGGCGGUGGGGCAGGGGUGGCCAGUGGGCCCGGAGGAGCCGGCAGUGGAGGCAGCGCGUCCUUUAACGGAUCACCGUUGCAUCACUCAGUAUUAUACAAACCGAUGCUGGACUGUGAGCAGCAGCAACAUCAGGCCUUGAAACAGCUGGCGGCCGCAGCGGAAGAGCCUCUCUACGAUGGGGAGGUUCUACCGUCACCCGGCAUCUCCCGGCAGCAGCUAAUCAACAGCCCAUGCCCGAUCUGCGGUGAUAAGAUAUCCGGAUUUCACUAUGGCAUUUUCUCGUGCGAGUCGUGCAAGGGUUUCUUCAAACGGACGGUGCAGAACCGGAAGAACUACGUGUGCCUUAGGGGGGCGGUCUGCCCGGUGACGAUAGCGACGCGCAAAAAGUGUCCCGCCUGCCGGUUCGAGAAGUGCCUUCAGAAAGGGAUGAAGCUGGAAGCAAUUCGAGAGGAUCGUACACGUGGAGGACGCUCGACGUACCAGUGUUCGUACACGCUGCCAGGACCGCUAGUGAAUGCUGCUGGUGGAAUGCAAGCCGGAGACUCGCCUGGGGCAGGUCCUUUCCAGUACGGUGGGCCUGUAAGAUCGCCGUACGUCGGUGGAGGGGCCAAUGUUAGUGCUGGUCAACAGAUGAAGCUGGAAGCCCCGGAUGGUUUAGGCGGCAUGAUGAUGGUUGGUGCAGGAUCCAUGGGAGGAGGAGGCGGUAUGAACGGAAUAAGCAACGGUCCUGGAUCGGAGGGCGGUUGUGGAUCCGGUGGAGGCAACCACAUGCAACCAGGCAUUCCAGUUCUGCUACAGGAAAUCAUGGACGUUGAACCAUUGUGGCAGUACAAUGCGCAGGAGCUGGCGCGGCUUAAUCAACCAGCGACGAACGUAACCAGCACGACGAUCGCCAACAAUCCGAUCCUUUCCAGUGCCGGUAUCUCGUCCGACAGCAGUCCCGAUCUGAUCGCUAACCUCUGCAAUAUUGCUGAUCACCGGUUGUACAAGAUCGUAAAGUGGUGCAAGAGUCUGCCGCUGUUUAAGCACAUUUCGAUCGACGAUCAGAUCUGUCUACUGAUCAACUCCUGGUGUGAACUGUUGCUGUUCUCUUGCUGUUACCGUUCGAUUUCAACGCCUGGUGAGAUCAAGAUCUCCCUCGGGAAGUCGAUAACGCUGGAGCAAGUGCGAAAUAGUGGGCUUCAGACAUGCAUUGAGCGGAUGCUUCACCUGACCGAUCAUCUACGACGAUUGCGCGUAGACCGAUACGAGUACGUGGCGAUGAAGGUGAUCGUUCUCUUGUCGUCAGACACCUCCGAGCUGAAGGAAUCGGAGAAGGUGCGGACCAGCCAGGAAAAGGCACUGCAGGCACUGCAAGCCUACACGCUAGCUCACUACCCGAAGUCACCGGCCAAGUUCGGUGAGCUGCUGCUGCGCAUUCCAGAGCUCCAACGCACGUGUCAGGUCGGCAAAGAAAUGCUCACGAUCAAGCCGAAAGACGGCGAGGAGCCUUCGUUCAAUCUGCUUAUGGAGCUGCUUCGCGGCGAACACUGA
Anopheles nili is the source of this 2883-nucleotide messenger RNA. It is a transcript of the gene Hr39, whose product is annotated as nuclear hormone receptor FTZ-F1 beta. Bases 1 to 2883 code for a protein of 960 amino acids. Gene Ontology annotation, biological process: regulation of transcription by RNA polymerase II; hormone-mediated signaling pathway; tissue development. The record is from RefSeq and is a predicted model, not a curated record. Lineage: Eukaryota; Metazoa; Arthropoda; Insecta; Diptera; Culicidae. The transcript is spliced from 7 exons. Gene Ontology annotation, molecular function: nuclear receptor activity; zinc ion binding; RNA polymerase II cis-regulatory region sequence-specific DNA binding. Gene Ontology annotation, cellular component: RNA polymerase II transcription regulator complex.